AUGCCCGAUGCGCUGAUCAUCCACCGGAGCAUGAGGAACUACCGGCUGACGUCGGAGACGACUUCGAUGUUCUACUGGGCUCUGGAGCACCACCGCGAUCAGCACACCCCCUUCGGCUCGGACACCAGCGUCCUGCAACAGCUGUUCACGACCAAGUCGCUGUUCCGCUCGGCCAAGCUUGCGCCCAAGAUCUCGCCCGUGUACAUCGUGGAAGUGCUCACCAGGAGCAGCGCUCCACAGCAGGAGUUGGCAAAGUACUUGUCGCUGGUGAAGGAUGCAGCAGUGCGCUUCCGUCUUGCCAAGGCUGCACAGUGCCACGACUCGGCCAUUGACGCGUUGGUUGAGCUGAGGGAUGUGGAUGGGUUGCGUGCGUAUGGCUUGCGGGAUGGGGUGGCUGGCAACCGCGCCUUGACUGCUCGCAUCUCCUCCCUCUUGCGCAGCGACCCCAAGCGAUGGGCUUAGCCUAGAUUGCAACACCAUAAAUUGAUCAACACAAAA
Salpingoeca rosetta is the source of this 498-nucleotide messenger RNA. RefSeq lists its product as uncharacterized. The transcript is spliced from 4 exons. The coding region runs from base 1 to 462 and encodes 153 amino acids. Gene Ontology annotation, biological process: vacuolar transport; intracellular protein transport. Gene Ontology annotation, cellular component: cytoplasm. The record is from RefSeq and is a predicted model, not a curated record. NCBI's taxonomy places the organism in Eukaryota, Choanoflagellata, Craspedida, Salpingoecidae.